GGCUGCCCGACAAAGAUGAAGCCGGAGGGCGACCAGAGCCCCAGAAUAUGUCCCCGAUGCCACAAUGCUGGAGUCAUCCGCGUCAAGGCCCGCUCAUGGUUUGAGCUGUGCUUCGUGCCUCUCAUCCCCCUGUCGUCGAAAAUUGAGUGGCUCUGCACCGUCUGCAACUGGCACGUCCCUAUGCAGCCCAAGUAA
Molecule: messenger RNA, 195 nt
Organism: Epithele typhae
Lineage: Eukaryota; Fungi; Basidiomycota; Agaricomycetes; Polyporales; Epitheliaceae
Exons: 2
Source: RefSeq, a predicted model, not a curated record